Molecule: messenger RNA, 369 nt
Organism: Dentiscutata erythropus
Lineage: Eukaryota; Fungi; Glomeromycota; Glomeromycetes; Diversisporales; Gigasporaceae
Source: the annotation of a GenBank genome assembly
GCUUUGAACAUUUUGCCAGAUUUCGCUAGUCCUGGAAAAAUCAAAAGUUUUCGUUUCGUCAGCAAUAUUAGUCGCCUUAUGAUAACUUUUACAUGUAAAAUUUGUUCACUUCGUUCAACAAAGGUGAUGUCUAAACAAGCAUAUAACCAUGGUGUGGUUAUAAUUCAAUGCUCUUCAUGUAAAAACCAUCAUUUAAUAGCAGAUAAUUUGGGAUGGUUUCGUGAUAAGAAAGUUAAUAUUGAAGACUUGAUGUUAGAACGAGGUGAAAAGGUUUUAAAAUAUGUGCACGAAGAUGGAACAGAUAUAUACGAAUGCUCUCCAGAUGUUCUUCAAAAAGAAAUUAAAUAUCUUAGCGGAGGACCUAAUCAA